UGAUGCGCAGAGACCUGCUUCUUGUGGCCUCCAGUCCCACGAGACUCCUUGUGCAGACAGCUGGGGAGCUAGCCAAAGACCUGCCCUUGGCCAGAAGCAAAGAUUUGACACCAGCAUCCUGCCCAUCUGCAAGGACUCCCUGGGCUGGAUGUUCAACAAGUUGGACAUGAACUAUGACCUCCUGCUUGACCACUCAGAGAUCAAUGCCAUCUACCUGGAUAAGUAUGAGCCCUGUAUCAAGCCUCUCUUCAACUCCUGUGACUCCUUCAAGGAUGGCAAGCUCUCCAACAACGAGUGGUGCUACUGCUUCCAGAAGCCUGGAGGUCUCCCUUGCCAGAAUGAAAUGAACAGGAUUCAGAAGCUGAGCAAGGGGAAAAGCCUGUUGG
This is a messenger RNA of Ailuropoda melanoleuca (giant panda), 386 nucleotides long. Its product is annotated as testican-1-like. The record is from RefSeq and is a predicted model, not a curated record. The annotation marks the transcript as partial. The transcript has 3 exons. Lineage: Eukaryota; Metazoa; Chordata; Mammalia; Carnivora; Ursidae. Gene Ontology annotation, molecular function: extracellular matrix binding; collagen binding; calcium ion binding. Gene Ontology annotation, biological process: anatomical structure development.